AUGUCCAAACGUACUGACGAACCAAAAGAGGUUCUCAACAUCUCGGCGGGUAACCAACCGAUCACAGAGGAUCCCAAACCGCUCAAGCCUGAAGAUCGACGGACAGGCGAUUUUAAGCAGGAUUUCUGGUCGGCUUUUAGGCGGAUACGACCGAUAGAUGACUUACAGAGUAUAGGAACGAUACCAUGUGCACGAGAAUCGUUGUUAAGCGGGAUUGCGGGGGGGUUCGGGAUCGGCUCUGUACGGUAUAUCAGUAAACGAAUGGUGGGGACAGCGACGAAUUGGGCCGUCGGAUCUUUUGUCGGGAUCUCGAUCCUCAUGUGGGAAAACUGUCGACGGAAACGAGCCAAAGAGCUGGCUCAGAUGAAGUUGAUCGAAAAGCAAUUUGCUCAUCGACACGUCUCCAAGCUCAAGCGGAAAGAUGGGUCGAUCCCGGAGACGAGUUCGAGUCAGGGUGAGACGCCUACGUCGGCACCGAUAGUGUGA
This is a messenger RNA of Filobasidium floriforme, 486 nucleotides long. RefSeq lists its product as uncharacterized. Gene Ontology annotation, biological process: mitochondrial respiratory chain complex IV assembly. Gene Ontology annotation, cellular component: mitochondrion; mitochondrial inner membrane. NCBI's taxonomy places the organism in Eukaryota, Fungi, Basidiomycota, Tremellomycetes, Filobasidiales, Filobasidiaceae. The record is from RefSeq and is a predicted model, not a curated record. Bases 1 to 486 code for a protein of 161 amino acids. The transcript has 5 exons.